AUGGCAUCCAACUCUAUUCUCAUUAAUGGUACCGACCAGGUCAUCAUCUGUGACAAUGUAAUUGUCAUGGAUAUCGAGAACCUCCUGACUGGUUGGCCGACUUAUGAGAUUAACUUUACCCCUGAGAAUCCGGGCCCAUUGGCAUAUCCUGUCAAGAUGGUUCACAUUGAAGAGUCUACAGAUAGCGAGGCGGAGUUGUUGAUUCCAGGCAAACCCAAAUGGAAAAGAACCUCAUGGAGCAAUCACGAGAGCAAGAAGAUUAAACUCUCCAGGUUCUCGGCUGAUACCAUCAAGAUCACAGAAGAUCUUGUGGGCCUCAAACUCACAUCCCAGAGUUCCAAAAAUAACUCUGUCAAGGCAAAGCCAGUGCGCUUGGUGGGGAUCCCCAAAAAUCCCCCACCAUACAAACCAAAAGUCGACAGUAGCAUCGCUUGGCCACUGCGCUGCUGCCACCAUUGCAGGGACAUAGAAGAUAAGGAUUCCAUUGCUGGUCUAGAUAUGUUGUGA
Molecule: messenger RNA, 507 nt
Organism: Suillus paluster
Lineage: Eukaryota; Fungi; Basidiomycota; Agaricomycetes; Boletales; Suillaceae
Exons: 4
Coding region: 1-507 (168 amino acids)
Source: RefSeq, a predicted model, not a curated record